UGUUCUUUGAUUGGUCAAUUGAGUUAAAUUUAUCAAAAUUAAAAUAAUUUAUUUCUGUCAUGGACGAAUAAUAAGUUUUGGGGGCGUUAUAUAUCUUUAAGAAUACAUAUUUGUAGAACAUUAAUAAAAAUGACACUGUAUUAUAAUUAACAUCAAAAUAUAUUAAAAUGGCUCAAUCUACCUUCAGCACUGUAGACGAAUAUGGAUUUGAACGACAUGAGGACUUUGAUUAUGAGAGUUAUGAGCACUUUAUGUCCGUUUACUUGAAGGUACUUGCCUCUCGCGCACAAAAAUGGGCUACAUUACUCGGCGAAGGAAAGUCGGUCAAACGAACAAACACAGUUAAAAGAUAUGUUCGCAAAGGAAUACCUAGUGAACAUCGGCCAUCAGUAUGGAUGGCAAUAUCAGAAGCGGAACAAAUGAAGGAUCAGUGCCCUGAUCUGUACCAAAAAAUACUGGAUGGUCCUUUUGAAAAGGAACUUGUGGAUCUUGUGAAGACAGAUUUGCCGCGCACAUUUCCUGACAACAUCUACUUCACCAAGGAAGCCAAUCAUCAGACACAUUUAUUCAAUGUCCUUAUUGCAUAUGCGCACAACAACAGGGUUGUUGGUUAUUGUCAAGGACUCAACUAUAUUGCAGGUUUACUUCUAUUAGCUACUAAAAGUGAAGAAACAUCAUUUUGGUUACUGAAAGUGCUUGUGGAAAAGAUUCUGCCUGAUUAUUAUACUAAAACUAUGGACGGCCUGAUAGUUGACAUUGAAGUAUUAUCAGAACUUGUCAAAUCUAAAGCCCCUGAUGUACAUCAACAUGUGAUAAACUUGGGUUUACCAUGGGCUGUUAUAACAACCAAAUGGUUUGUUUGUCUUUUUGCUGAGGUAUUGCCGAUAGAAACAGUUCUACGAAUUUGGGAUUGUCUAUUUUAUGAAGGCUCUAAAAUUCUGUUUAGAGUUUGUAUAACAUUGAUAAAAAAUAAUCGUGCUUUAAUAUUAUCAUGCAAUGACUUCACUUCUCUAGCGGAAUGCUUCAAGGCUAUAGUGAAAAAUGCAAGUGCAUUGCAUUGUCAUGAAUUUAUGCAGUCUAUUUUCAAAGUACCCGGAACAUUGUCUAAUUCAACAAUAAUAAAGCUGAGAGCGCGUUUUGCGAAGCAGCGUCGGGAACAACAACAAAAGGAACCACCUCGGUGAAUCAACCAAUGAGAACAAGGAACUUUUGAUCUCACUAUAUUCAAAAGAUUACCAAAUUUAAAGUAUGCAACUAACAACUACUUACAUAGCUUUAAUAUCUUCUUAAUCCUGUUUAAAUAA
Papilio xuthus (Asian swallowtail) is the source of this 1304-nucleotide messenger RNA. RefSeq names its product growth hormone-regulated TBC protein 1-A. The transcript has 6 exons. The coding region runs from base 168 to 1184 and encodes 338 amino acids. Lineage: Eukaryota; Metazoa; Arthropoda; Insecta; Lepidoptera; Papilionidae. The record is from RefSeq and is a predicted model, not a curated record. Gene Ontology annotation, molecular function: GTPase activator activity; small GTPase binding. Gene Ontology annotation, biological process: regulation of GTPase activity.